Molecule: messenger RNA, 5642 nt
Organism: Phlebotomus argentipes
Lineage: Eukaryota; Metazoa; Arthropoda; Insecta; Diptera; Psychodidae
Gene: Rgk3
Product: GTP-binding protein RAD
Exons: 9
Coding region: 379-1596 (405 amino acids)
Cellular component (GO): plasma membrane
Molecular function (GO): GTP binding; GTPase activity; calcium channel regulator activity
Source: RefSeq, a predicted model, not a curated record
GAUGCGGACGUGUGUUUCUUUUCGAUAGUUUUCCAACAAGGAAGAGCGUCUCUAUACGCUGUUAGUGGCAGCCUUUUGUGAUUCACACGCGAAAAUUUCAUUAGUCUCUGGAAAAAUUAUUAGUUCUUUCACAAUUUUUGCAGCCAGUGUCAGUGCAUUUUUUAACAAUUUCCGCAACUCAUUCGCCAAUGGUGUGAAAGGCGAUUGUGAUUCUUUUAGACGGACUUUUUAGGGUUGUGUGUUUUAAAGUCAACGUCCAGUACAGCCAACAAAUCUAUGACGAUGCGGUGCGGAUAGUGUGAAGCAAAUUAAAUGCCAUUUCAAGUGAAAUAAAUCCCUGUCAGCCAGUGGCAAUCGAGGAAGGAUCGAGCAAUAGAAAUGGAUGACAUAUCUCCGCACUCGAGGAUAAAUUACACGAAAACACGAAGUGCUUCAAUCUGCGCCCCAGCCAGCACGAGUCUUGAGAAUGUCCUGCUGCCGCCAUCGGGCAGUGGAACCCCAGACAAUGGGACUCCGAGCUACAGGCGUCGCCGGCCGGCAACGCGAUCGCAAAGUGCCAGAAUCACCGGCGCCAGAUCCGUAAAGCGGAAGACACAACCGCCGCCCAGCAAUCUCCAGGAGACCAGCAGAUCACACUGCACCAGUGAACCUAGGCUCAAUGACACAGAGACGCCACCACAGCGAAGAAGAGGAUCUCAGAGGAGGCCAACUCACACUCAGAGUCAACGGAAACCAACCACCACAUUUCUGGAUGUCCCUUCCAACUUUCAAUACAACCCAGCUGAUGACGAUGAUGACAAUUAUCGACUGCGGACGUUUAGCAGUACAAAAGGAGGCGUCAUCAAUCGUGGCGACUCAUUUCGACGGAGACGCUCCAGGAGCAACAGUUUGGUGCCCACGAGUCCUAUUCACGCGCGCGCCGAGGAAGCCGUCACGACAGCCGCCAACGUGGAGACUUUUCAGGUGGCGAUGCUCGGUGCCCCGGGAGUGGGCAAGGCGGCCCUGGUUUCCCAGUUCCGCACCUCCGAGUGCAUCAAUGCCUAUGAGGGACCAGAAUCAAUAGACGAGCAGAAUAUUUCAAUAAUCCUCAAUGGAAUAGAAUCAGAAUUGAAUUUCUUAACAUGGCGUGGAAACAAGGACGAAUUGGAGAAAGCUGAUGCAUUUCUUGUGGUCUACUCAGUGGUGGACAAGGCCUCAUUCAGUCGCGCCGAGCAGCUCAUCUCGAUGCUCCAGGACAUGGAUCUCGUGAGAUCUCGUGGUGUGAUUCUCGUGGGCAACAAGAUUGAUUUGGCCCGAUCUAGAGCAGUUUCUGCUCAAGAUGGAAAGUGCUUGGCGUGCACCUUCCGUGCCAAAUUCAUUGAAGUCUCCGUGGGCAUUAAUCACAAUGUGGAUGAACUUUUGGCCGGAACGUUAACACAAAUUCGCUUGAAGAAAGAACACAGUUUGCUUCAGGGAUCAAGAGAAGGCUCUUCGCCGCACUGGUACAAGUCCCGGAGCGUAAUGAGAGCCAGCAUGAAGGCUCGUCAAAUGAUUACGUGGAUUCUGGGCAAAGAAGACUCAAAAUUCAGGAAUUGCGAAAAUCUUCAGAUCCUCUAAGAACCCCGCUGAGUGAAUGGACAGUUUUAGACUUAAGACCUACCACUAUAAAUGUUAACAAUCUAGAAUCCUUUACAGCUAAGGAACAGAUGAGGGUAAGAUAAAGUUGUAGCUAAAAGCGAUAAAGUAAUUGUGAAACUGAGAACGAUUCUAAGAUUCUAUGGUAUAAUAGUUCUUGUUGUGUUACAAUUCUGCGAUGAUGAGCGAUUAUUAUGUGAAAAUAUCUCUAAUUCUUCCACUUGUUUAACUAAAUGUACGAUAUGAAUGGGGAGAGACGGACAGUCAAAUGAUUAGGGGUGAACAGACUGGGGGAUUAGCAGCUUCGAGUCCACAUAGAAAUUUCAGGUCUAUGAUGAAACUUUUCCCAUUUUCCCUCGUCAAUAUUUGACACGAUUUCUUCGUUCUCUCUCUCCACUUCCAUGCCUAAGUAAUGUAAUUUAUUUGUACCUUUUUAUCAGUCUCCUAAAUUGUCAUCCUUGUACAGAUUCACAUGAAAUUAUUCAAUAUUUCCAUCCCAUUUUCAUCCCCUCAAGUCACUUACAUUCCCUCCAAUUCACAUCUUUUUCACGCCAACACAAUCAGAACAGAAUCAUAAAAAUUGAUUGAAUUGAAGAGAUGCAAAUAAGAAUGAAACUUGGUUUUUUUCACAGCCAUUUUAUUGUGUGCGGUUUCUUUAAAAUGUCCUAAGAGAAUUUAAUCAAAAGAUUUUGAAAACAAGAGACCAAUUUUAGCACAAAGGUUUCCCCAUUUUCAUGCCACUUUUCACACGGGAUUUUCCAUGCUUUCGACUGGUAUAUGAGCCUUAAGAGGAGUCGAAGAGCGCUAAUUGCAAUUUCUACUUAGUCUAAAGGCAUUGAAAGAUGUGAGUCUCAGUCUGGUAUAUAUGUAUUACUUAAUAUGUAUAACAUUGAAAUACAGUGGCGCAAUAAACUAAUAAUAAACAUAGCAUGAAAUUAAGAGUAUCUACAGUAUCAAUAAAUUUGACUUUCAUACACAAUUUGUAUCUUAAAUAUAUGUUACGACAAUGGCGAGAAAUCAAUGAAAUCAUGCUCCAAAUGAUAUUCUCUCAAUAUUUUCUUAUUUCUUUAUCAUAUGUGCAGAGUUUUCAAGUGUGAAAUUUUUUUUCUUAGUAUUACACUGUCAAUCUCUUAAUAUUUUCUUGUUUUUCUCCCAAUUUAAUGUCAGAAUUUACUAAUUUUUGACAAAUUUACCACUUCACCGAGUAAUUUAAAUCUCAUUGGCUCACAUCUCAACUUAGUGGCAUUUCAAAAAGGCAUGUCUUGAAUUUCGCGAAAAUUAGAAGGGUUAUAUUGGGUGAGAUAAUUUGUAAAACAUGAACAAAAUUGUGGCGCUUAUUGCCAUUGCAAGAGGUCAUGGAGGAAAAGUUCAUGAAAGAAAUUCUUUAACUCGAUUUUCCCCUUCGAAAAUUGGAAAAGCCAGUGUAAGUGCGUUGAAGACGCCUUAGAUAGAUACAUUUUAGCCGAGUGUGAGAGAAGAGAUAAUCAAGUGCCUUUCCCGCUUAAUUUUCUUCAACUUAAUUCGUUAUUAAAACUUUAAUCAGCGACCAAAUUGAAUUGUGUGCAAGGAGCUGAAAAUGUCGCACAUUGGCAAGGAAAGGAGAGAAGAAUUGAAUUACUGGGAAAAUAUACUUUGCAUGCUGUCUUCAAAUCGAUAUUGAGCCAUUUUCUCGGCUACUUUUAUUGGCAUCUCUUUUGAUUAGCUUAUCAUUCUUCCUCGUUUCUGCACCUCAUUACAGCUCGUUGAAGUUAACUGUCGAGAGGAUGAACUUUAACUGCCAUUGCCCAUUAAAGUUUCCUUAGGAUGCUGGCUUUUACGACCACCCAGAUGUGGAUCCAUGAGAUCUUUUAGUUCAUUCUUCAAUUCCCAAAGCGUGGAAAUGCUUACUAAGAAGACAGAGUACAUUAUUUUCUCAAUGAUUUGAGCUUCUCUACUUUUCAUCGACUGAGCAUUGAGUGAAAUGCUUUAAAAAUACAAAUAUAUUCAACCUGAAUUACUUUCUAAAGAGCCUUUUUUACACACUGUUGACCUUUUCUAUGAACACAUCAAAUUAUCAUCAAAUAUCAGAGCCGCUUUGCGUGAUAAUCCCAAAAAUUGUCACUUUCUCUUCUAUAUCUUCUUUUCUAAAGUAGAUUUUCCGGGCUGAAUGAAGUAAUUUCAAUGUGUUAAGCAUGUUUUUUCGGUGUUCAGAAAAGAAAUAGGAAAAGUGAAGAGAUCCCAAGGCGCACUUGUACUCGAAAUUGAGAAAGAAGAACUCUUUUAAUGAAUAAUUCAUGAUUGUUAUAUUGCCGUGAUAAGUCUAUAUCUAUAAAAUAGAUAGUAAUUAAGAUACUGUUUGUGAGGAAAGUGUGAAUGAGGAAAUUUCCGCUGGGAAUGCGGGAAAAUUUCUCCAAGAAAUUGAUUGAAAUUUUGCGUGCGUUUCGCGCCUCCAAAUUGGUCGUCAUCAUUCACACUUUCCUUGGUGUGCGAAAUCGCACGAAGCUAUCAAGAGCGAAAUUGAAUGGAUAUUUUCUGCAAUUUUCACUCCACCCAAAGGAAAUGCCAGGACAUUUGGAGGAAAUACACAGCAAGAGUAUAAUAAUGCGAGUAACAUAUGUAAAUGACGUGAUUUGACAAUAUUGAAUAAAAAUCAAUGUGAAUUGGGAGGAAAAGCGGAUCUCGAAAGACAGCUGAAUUCGUGUGGCUCAGCUUUUCUAUUUAUCGUUGACAUUUUAUAAGCACAAUGGAUUUGAAGGUGAUUCUUGUGAGAAGUGGACGAAAAGCCAGCAAAAGGUCGAAGGUGGAAAUAUAAUAUUGAACUGGAAUGUGGCCCACAAAGGAAAUAUUGGUGCUGGCUAGGAAUUUAAAUCAAUCUCAAUGACUUUCGUUUCUUUUUCACAAUCCCACACUUUUCACAAGACGAAAGAAUUGGCAAUAUCAAUAAAGUGGAGUCAAUUGAUGAGUGUCCCGAUAUUCGUGUUUGGUGCUGUGCAUGUGUGGCAUAUAAGUGACAAUCAACACACCUGUUCAAUUUCUCGCCUUAUCGCAUCCCAUCUCUGGGCUUUCCUAUGACUUCUAUCGAACGUCUGACUCGACAGAAAUGUUUAAAGGAGAUUUGUCGGAGAAUUCUGAUUGCUCUCAUUUCAAUUGCCUUAUAUUCGCUAAACUAAAUUCUACACAAAAAUAUCUUUACUAUGUAUUUGUACGACUAAAUUCUUAUCAAAGUAGAGAAAAUGCAUGAACAAUUGAGCGAUUUGCACAUUUUCCCAUGCACAAUCUUGCCUUUUGCCCUUUGACUUUCAUGAGGGCCCACCAGCAAACUUCGAUUAAGAUUAGAAUAAAAAUCACCCCACGUGAUUAAGUUCUGAUGGCGCUUAUCAUCUAAAAAAAACCCUCUGUUUUUGUUUUCCAAGUGUGCGAAAGCUUUUCUAGAAAGAACUGGAAAGACUGGGUAAGCAAGUUGCAUGGAAAUUUCCUAAUUGAGUCCCCAGAAAAUAUUUUCCACACUUUUAUUGCUUGGGUCCAAACAACAUCUGCAAGUGUGCGCUCGGGAAUCACCUCAAGAGUUCAUGAUGACAUCCUUCGAUUGCUGUCUCUGCCUCACACUUGUCACACACUUUCCCAUGGCAAAUUUGCGCGGUUUAUCGUCACGUCUUGACCCCUCACGCUGUGCGAUAACAGAUCACAAGACAUCGUGUAUUUUGUCUGGUCGAGCCUGUCUCUUGGCCAGUAGCAUUCGAAAGCUCAUCCAGACUACAUCUCGCCUUCAUCAUGGCCAGAUCAGAGAAAUUUACGCUUGUGCUUUUUGUGAUAGUUCUUUUGAAUCUCAUACACACUGGACACUCAAUUCCAGUCCAAAACACCCAUUUGACGGAGAGACAUUCCCACCACAUUGGGAGGAUGUUUUGCAUACCCCACAGCACCUUCCUGGACGACUGUAACUGGUGCAAGUGCAAUGAUCAGGGAAAUCACUUUGUCUGUACAACUGAGAGAUGUGGAAAUAAACACAGAGUAAAAUCCUACGGUUGAAUAAAGCGCCCUUUUCCAAA